UCGCACUGUCUGAUAUGAUCAUGAGAAGUCCAGUGCAAGCAACCAUACAGAGUGGUAGCAAGUAAUUAUCCCGAUUCUCUCUCUCACCCUCGGCGGCUCUGCAACUCUGUAUCUGUGUGUAUAAAACACUGUCGAAUAAACUUAGAAUUCUCAAAAUAUCUGUGAAUUAGCUGUCUCAAUGCCGGGUCUGGUUUCGGUAAAAACCCCACAGGACUCUCCAUCGCUUCGAGUUCUCGUUCCCGACGGCGACCCCCAGGUUCAGAACCAUGACAUGGGAUCCGAGACCCCAAACCCCAAGACCAAAUCGCCGAUCCCGAAGAGAGCCCCAUCUCCAUCUCCAUCCACUUCACGGGGAAGACCCUCGCCACCGGACCGGAGCUCUGGCAAGAAAAAAACGCCAGAGAAGCCGAAACUCGACGAAUCAUCCCUCGACAAUCCUGAUCUCGGGCCCUUUCUUCUGAAACUCGCCCGUGACACGAUCGCGUCCGGAGACAGCGCAAACAAGGCGUUGGACUUCGCGAUCCGAGCUUCAAAAUCCUUCGAGCGAUGCGCAGGAGAGGGCGAACCGAGAUUGGAGUUGGCCAUGAGUUUGCACGUUGUUGCUGCGAUUUACUGCAGUUUAGGACAAUUUGAGGAGGCGAUCCCGGUGCUUGAGCGGGCAAUAGCGGUCCCGGAUGUUGCGAGAGGAUCGGAUCAUGCGCUCGCGGCGUUUUCGGGGUAUAUGCAGCUCGGCGAUACGCAUUCGAUGCUGGGGCAGCUCGAUCGCUCCAUUGCUUGUUACAGUGCAGGGUUGAAGAUCCAAAUUGAAACCUUAGGAGAGUCAGAUCCGCGAGUUGCAGAGACUUGUAGGUACUUGGCUGAGGCCCAUGUUCAAGCAAUGCAAUUUGAUGAAGCAGAAAAUUUAUGCAAGAAGACCCUAGACAUCCACCAAGAACACAGUGAGCCAGCAUCACUUGAAGAAGCAGCUGACCGCAGGUUGAUGGCCCUCGUCUGUGAGGCAAAGGGUGAUUAUGAAUCUGCACUUGAGCACCUCGUUCUUGCCAGUAUGGCAAUGAUUGCUAACGGUAAUGACAACGAGGUUGCUGCUAUCGAUGUUAGCAUCGGUGACAUUUACAUGUCCCUUAGCCGCUUUGAUGAGGCUGUGUUCUCCUACCAGAAGGCCCUGACAGUUUUCAAAUCCACCAAGGGUGACAACCACCCUUCAGUUGCUUCCGUCUUCGUCCGUCUGGCUGACCUCUACUACAAGACGGGCAAGAUAAGGGAGUCCAAAUCUUACUGUGAGAGUGCCCUGAGGAUAUACACAAAACCUGUGCCUGGAACCACAGCAGAGGAGAUCUCUAGUGGGCUGACUGAAGUCUCAGCCAUCUAUGAAGCUGUUAAUGAGCCUGACGAGGCAUUAAAGCUCUUGCAGAAGGCAAUGAACUUGUUAGAAGACACACCAGGGCAGCGAAGCACAAUUGCUGGGAUAGAAGCACAGAUGGGUGUGAUGUUUUACAUGGUUGGAAGGCAUGAAGAGGCUCGUAGCUCUUUUGAGAGUGCUGUGACCAAGCUUAGAGCCAGCGGAGAGAGGAAAUCAUCUUUUUUUGGGAUUGUGUUGAACCAGAUGGGACUGGCUUGUGUACAACUGUACAAGAUAGAUGAGGCAGCUGAGCUGUUUGAAGAAGCAAGAGGAAUACUGGAGCAGGAGUGUGGCCCUUACCAUCCAGAUACCCUUGGUGUAUAUAGCAACCUUGCAGCAACAUAUGACGCCAUGGGGAGGGUAGAAGAUGCAAUUGAGGUUCUGGAAUACAUUCUUAAGGCAAGAGAAGAAAAACUUGGGACAGCAAACCCUGAUGUUGAGGAUGAGAAGAAAAGGCUAGCGGAACUCCUGAAAGAAGCAGGCAGGUCCAGGAACCGAAAAGCAAAAUCACUCGUUAACCUCUUUGAUACCACCUCCCAGAGGAUGAGGAAAGAGGUAACAAGGAGGUGGUCUGGCUUAGGCUUCAAAAGUUGACGAGGAAUUUGUUUAUAAGUCUACGCAUACAUGUCGCUCUCUGUAAUAUAGAAGAAGAAUAUGUAAAGGGUCAACUUGUGAAUUGAUGGCUUGUUUCUUGAGCUUCUAAUCUGCAUUUGUUUAAUUUUCCAAUUGUUCUUUAAAUAUUUGCAUUGUGAUUAUUGUAAGUGUUCACUACACAAAAGAAGUCAUGAUAAGUCGACUGAAUAAAUCUUUACGAAUUAAGAUUGUUUCUUUACAUACUUA
This is a messenger RNA of Nelumbo nucifera (sacred lotus), 2239 nucleotides long. Its product is annotated as protein KINESIN LIGHT CHAIN-RELATED 1-like. The record is from RefSeq and is a predicted model, not a curated record. NCBI's taxonomy places the organism in Eukaryota, Viridiplantae, Streptophyta, Magnoliopsida, Proteales, Nelumbonaceae. Gene Ontology annotation, molecular function: protein binding.